GAGCACAUGCCUAUUACUUAUUGGCUAAAAAAAAAAAUUUAAUUUGGUCAUUAAAUAAUCCUUACUUUUUUCUUCAAUUAUUUAUUUUAGUUUCAGUUUUGUUAUUUUGGGUUUUGGGGUUUGAUGGUGGUGUUGGUGUCAGCUCCCAUCAAAUUCAUCGUCUUCUCCAACCUGACAAAAUAAUUUUAAAAAAUACAGCUCCGUCCAUCACAGUUCAUUAUAUAUAGAGUGGUAACAUUAGUUUUGCUGUUAUAGGUUGAUUUAAUUUUAUUUUGAUGGAGAAUUCUAACGGUAACGCUGCCAUUCCUCAAAAGCUCAUUAUUGAUACGGACCCUGGUAUCGAUGAUAGCAUGGCAAUCCUAAUGGCGUUUCAGUCCCCGGAGUGGGAUAUUAUAGGCUUGACAACUACAUUUGGUAAUACUAAACUUGAAGAUGCUACACGUAAUGCUUUGUUUCUGUGUGAGAUCGCAGGGUAUCCAGAUGUUCCAGUGGCACAAGGAAACUCUGAGCCUCUAAAGGGAGGAAAGCCACGUAUUGCUGAUUUUGCUCAUGGCUCUGAUGGAGUUGGUAAUCUUUCCCUACCUUCUCCAAAUGGACAAAAAAUUGAGAAGAGUGCUUCUGAGUUCUUAGUUGAUAAAAUCUCUGAAAGCCCUGGUGAAGUAUCUAUACUUGCUCUAGGACCAUUGACUAACUUGGCUUUGGCAAUCAAAAGGGACUCAUCCUUUGCAAGCAAGGUGAAGCAGAUAGUUAUACUUGGAGGUUCUUUCUUUGCACUUGGAAAUGUAAAUCCUGCUGCUGAAGCAAAUAUAUAUGGAGACCCAGAAGCAGCUGAUGUGGUCUUUACUUCUGGAGCAAACAUUGUUGUUGUUGGAAUAAAUAUCACAACUCAAGUUAAACUUACAGGUGCUUUAUACCUUUUCUUCUCAGUUUUGUGCUUAUGUUUUUCUUGCUUCCUCGUGAUAAUUUUGUCUAUUAUAGAUGACGAUCUUCUUGCACUGAGGCAGUCGAAGGGGAAGCAUGCUCAAAUUAUUUGUGAUAUGUGUAAAUUCUACAGGAAUUGGCAUGUGAAGUCUGACGGUGUACAUGGCAUCUUCCUUCAUGAUCCAGUGGCUUUUGUGGCACUAACUCGCCCUGAUUUAUUCACAUACAAGAAAGGGGUUGUGAGAGUCGAAACACAGGGAAUUUGCGUGGGGCAUACGUUAAUAGACCAAGGACUUAAGAAAUGGAAUAUGAGCAACCCUUGGUCGGAACAUUCUCCUGUUAAUGUGGUUUGGACAGUUAAUGCAGAUGAAGUCGUCAACUACGUCAGAAAAUUGCUGAUGAAACCAUGAGAAGCAUUGCUUCUCCAAGUUUUAAAAGCUACGAAGGAAACCGGAGAUAGAGAUUCCAAGAUCUUGAUUAAAAGCUACGAACUAAACUACGUCAUUUAGCUUGUUAGCUCAUUUCGAUCUUCAGGCAUGUGUAUGCAAAAAUAUCAACUUAUUCAUGAUUUUCAACUAUUUGAAUUCAAUGUAAAGACUUUAAUAAUUUAAUCAUUUCCGACGAUCUUGGGGAUUCUUGAA
Molecule: messenger RNA, 1562 nt
Organism: Mercurialis annua (annual mercury)
Lineage: Eukaryota; Viridiplantae; Streptophyta; Magnoliopsida; Malpighiales; Euphorbiaceae
Product: uridine nucleosidase 1
Exons: 8
Coding region: 276-1331 (351 amino acids)
Biological process (GO): purine nucleoside catabolic process
Cellular component (GO): cytosol
Molecular function (GO): purine nucleosidase activity
Source: RefSeq, a predicted model, not a curated record